CCUCGAACCUUUUUCCUCUUUCGCUCGCUCCGCCCUCUCUUCCUCUUAAAUUCGCUUCCGUUAAUUUCUUCUACGACCUUCUUUUUUAAGAGGAACCGGUUCAAGUUUUUGAGGAGGUGUUUCGUCGUCACGUCCUAUUUCUCAUUGAAUGAGUUAAUUGCUCUCUCGUGAGAAAGGAGGAGAAGAAGAGGGAACAGUGAUAGCGUAUCAGAGAUGCGAAAGUCCUUCAAGGAUUCCCUCAAAGCUCUUGAAGCCGACAUUCUCUUUGCCAAUACUCUUGCUUCUGAUUAUCCAAGAGAAAGUGAUGGAGCCUGCUUACAGAUGAGAUUGUCUUAUAGUCCAGCUGCUCAAUUCUUUCUUUUUCUGGUUCAGUGGACUGACUGUCAUCUUGCUGGAGCCUUGGGAUUGCUUAGAGUUCUCAUAUACAAGGUAUAUGAGGAUGGGAAGACAACCAUGUCCAUUUAUGAGAGAAAAACCAGUCUGAAGGAUUUCUAUGGUGUGAUCUUUCCCUCUUUACUUCAACUCCACAGAGGAGUCACUGAUGUAGAAGAAAGAAAACAGAAAGAUUUAUUUGCUAAAAAGUACAUGCACAAAGAUAUAGUAAGAAAAGGAAAACUAUCUGAAAUUGAUAUUGAGAGAGAAGAAGAAUGCGGUAUUUGCAUGGAGAUGAACAACAAGGUUGUCUUGCCCAAUUGCAACCACACUUUGUGUAUGAAAUGCUUCAGGAACUGGCAUUCAAGAUCUCAAUCUUGCCCUUUCUGUCGGGAUAGUCUUCAAAGAGUAAAUUCUGGUGACCUUUGGAUCUACUUGAACAGCAAUGAAAUAAAUGACUUGGCUUCAAUCAACAAGGAAAAUCUAAAAAGACUAUUUGCAUAUGUUGACAAGUUGCCUCUGAUUGUGGCAGAUCCUUCGCUAAUGUCUUAUCCUCAGCGCUAAUGGUUUUUACCCGAUUACUUUGAAUCUGCGUGAGCAGCUGAAGAAUUUAAUUAGGUUGCUGAUGUACAUUGAUAAAUUGCCUCUCAUGGAGCCAGAACCCGUACUGAUGUGUUAUUCUCAGCACUUCUGAUUUUCCUUUAGUCAUAGAUAAUUUUUACUUCAAAUUCCAUUCUGCAUUUGAUCGUCAGUUUGUUCAGGAAUGAUUCCAAAUGUAAAUACAUGUUGACUUCAUAGUGAAAUAAUAACUUAUUAUCCA
Molecule: messenger RNA, 1192 nt
Organism: Vigna angularis (adzuki bean)
Lineage: Eukaryota; Viridiplantae; Streptophyta; Magnoliopsida; Fabales; Fabaceae
Product: E3 ubiquitin-protein ligase AIRP2
Exons: 5
Coding region: 214-936 (240 amino acids)
Biological process (GO): protein ubiquitination
Cellular component (GO): cytosol
Molecular function (GO): ubiquitin protein ligase activity
Source: RefSeq, a predicted model, not a curated record